CAGGGCCAGGGCCCCGUUGCUGCCUCGGGGAAAUGCCCCGCCGCCGCCCACCCCACGGAAGCGAAGGAGGAGCGACUUUUCGGCCGCCUCUGCUUCCUCCGACGCGCGCAAGAAGGAGCCAUGUUGGAGACCAGGCUCUCCGCGCUCCGAGACUUUCCUCGGCGGCUUGCUCCGCGCGUG
Podarcis lilfordi (Lilford's wall lizard) is the source of this 180-nucleotide messenger RNA. The record is from the annotation of a GenBank genome assembly. NCBI's taxonomy places the organism in Eukaryota, Metazoa, Chordata, Lepidosauria, Squamata, Lacertidae.